CAACUUCAACGGUGAGGAAGGUGCCGAUGGCUGGCCCCAGAGCGCGAAAAAGGCUCAAGAUAUGUGUCUUCUGGUACUGAUUUACCGGCUGGGUGUCCAGUGUCUGUCCUUCAAGACGGAAGCCAUUCAAGGGUCAAGAGCACAGGUCAUCGACGCAAGGUGACAGAUGUAACGCCAACCGUGGGCGAAUUAAUUGUAGGAUCUCGGAUCGCUUGUCGCAUCCUGAAUAGGAGCUGCAUGGUCAUCUUCGCAUCCGACGAGACGAUGGAGCAGCACAGUCAGGCUUCAAAGAAUGAGUUCGCAACGUCUCUCCUUCAGCAGACUCCUCUAUUCCGCUUGCGUCUGAUCAACAUCGAUCACGUGCUGUGCGACCCAACACCUUACGACCGAGCUACAUCAGCUUUCAAUCCGCCAGACCAGCCUCUGCUGCGCAAAGUGCCCGUGCUACGCAUCUUUGGUGCCACACCGCAGGGACAAAGAGUGUGCUGUCAUGUCCACGGCGUGUUUCCCUACACGUACAUCGAAUACACUGGCAGUCUUCGACCAGAUUUUGUCCUUUCCUACAUCUCGCGCCUCGGAAGGAGCCUGAACGCAUGCAUCUCAGCCUCCCUGCGCAAGCUGUCCACCACCUCUUCCCACAUCGCAUCCAUCCAUUUGGUGCAAGGCGUGCCUUUCUACGGCUACCAUGUCGCUCCGCACUACUUUCUCAAAAUCUCCUUUGUCGACCCCACCCACAACUUUCGCCUGGCCACGAUCCUUCAGAGCGGCAAGGUGCUCGGCACCAAGUUCCAGCCGUACGAGUGCCAUAUUCGGUAUCUACUCCAAUUCAUGCUCGACUACAACUUGUACGGUUGCGACUUUGUGGAUCUAGAGCAUGUCAAAUUCAGGCUGCCGGUUCCUGAAUCGGCAGGGAACAAUCUUGGCGCAGAUUUGUGGACGAAGGAGACCAUCGCGCCAUCACUUAUUCAGGACGACCUGUACCACCGCAUCUCAUUCUGCGCGCUCGAGAUCGACACCAAGGCUUCCUCCAUCUUAAAUCGACGCCUGCUGAAAGAACGACCGAUCCACUCAAAGAUACCCGAAGCGAGACCUUCCUCCAGUGCGCUUGCGCAAAAGCUAGUACCUUCAUUAACCGAUCUAUGGCAGGAAGAGCAAAAACGGCGGAAAAGGGAUGGACUGCCGCCUAGUAUCCCGGAGCCGGACUCGGUGGGAGAGAAGAGAAAGUACAAAUCAGGCGAAGCUCCUAGAUGGAUGGCGAGCGACAGGUUCGAUGCCUCGUUGAGCGAGAGGCUAGCUGUGGAUACAAAGAUCAGAGAGGAAAAAGGAUGGGACAGCAAAAUGUACGAAGGCGGCACCUCUUACGAUCGCUACAUUGUCAGUGCCUUCGAUUCUGUCGAACUCUUUCACCACAGUGAACACGAGUAUGAGCCAGAGCCUACGCAGAACCAGGCUGGACCAAAACAAGAAUUUGAGGGAUCGAUAGGCCCCCGAAUGUACGAUUUGGAAUUUACUCUAACACAGCGCCGCGCCACACAGCAGCAGGCACGUUCAAAUCCCGCUUCGUCGGUCUCUGGCAGUCCGACCAAAUUGGACUCCGUACCAAGCUCCCAGAGCGCAGAGGGCAACGAUGUCAUUCAUGCGGGUGGAAGCAGCCUCGACGACUUGUUGUCUGCAUCGCAGCACACUUCUACGAGCUUAGAUGAAGAUGUGGAUACCAGCUUCUUCCAGAGCAGCGCGUUCCAAGAGGCGAUGCGAGAGGUGGAGAAGGCAGCGAUUGGUGCCGAGAGGGGCGAAAAUCUUGGAGAUGAACACGAUCCGCUCGAUUUGAUGCCCAAAGAGCGCACUGCGGACGCAAGCAGGUCUGCACCCACUACGCCUUCGAGAGGAGGACGUUUUGUACCACGAACGCCCACUUCGCUUCGAAAGACGCCCACUUCGACCCAAUCGACGCCUGCGAAGAGACCCAGCGAUGCGUUUGUGACGCCUACGAAGACGAAGCAGCACAAACUGAGCGAAAGCAAAGCGUCUGAAACGUCUGUGACACGAGCACAAGCGCGUUCACCCGAUGCCGAGGAUGAGGCCACGCCAAAAAGGAGCGCCACGGAUCCUAUACAGCCAGGCAGUGGCGCUGACAAGAUGCGCCAGUAUCUGGGGAGCAGCCAGGAAUGGAGGGUCAGGCCGGAUAGCGACCUGAGUCAAAAUAGUCAUAGUCAGCUCUCAGAGACGGGCGAUGGACGUGACCGGAGUACUCGGAGGGAUCGAAUGAUCAGCAACCAAUCUGAUGGUAGUUCAGCCACAGAGGCAUCCAGAGGCGUGCGAUUUGCGGACUCGGCAAUGGAUUCCGCAGGGCCAAGCGUUCGUAUCUCGCAUCAGCGUGUGGAGUCGUCCAGCUCGACGGGUAAGAACACUGGAAGCUCGACCUCUGUGACGGAACCCAGCGCAUCGCACGACUCUCUCGCAUCCGCUUCAGAUCGCUCCGCCAAGCCUACGAAAGCUUGGCAGUACGGAGUGCCAGCUCCCCUCACUUCAGAGGUGGUCAACUCUUUCGGGUUCUUUGGAUUGCCAACGAUUGACUACCAGGAUCCGUACUACUCUAAUCCUGCCGACGUACCCAAAUCAGCUCGAGAGUACGCAGGAAGGAACUUCAAAUUCAGCAGCAAGACUGUCAAAUUUCUGCAACCUUUCUUUGCAGCACCGCCGGAUGAGAGCGACUCCGUGCUGAGCCCUACAAAGGCUGCUCGGGAUACAAGAGAAGCGCAAAAGGCGGCUCGGCAUGCUCGAGCGCUGAGUAAGCAUCAGUACCAGUGGACGUUCUGCGCUUCUCCACCACCUCGACAUCGUGUGCAGGAAUGGUGCGGGAAGCAUCGGCAGUCAUCUGCCGGUCUGCUAGCUGCGCCUACGACGCGCACCUCCAACUUGGCUCCCCCGCGGCAACAGGGCGGAAAAGCUACUCAAGCUGCCAACACCGGAUUCAAGCUCAGUCAGCGAAAGCCCACUGUGCUGGCUGAAGAGAAGCAACACAUGACCACGUUUGCUAUCGAAGUGCACAUCUGCACCAGAGGCUCGCUCAUGCCCGACCCACGCAAAGAUCCCAUCUCCGCCAUUGCCUACAGCUACCAAAACGAAGACGAGAAUUUAGAGGACACGGGUAGCAGACCGAACCUGCUCAGCGGACUGAUUCUGUGUACGCCGGACGAGGGUGCCGAAAAUGGCGCUGGUCUGCUCAAGCCGGAACGACUAGGUCUGGGGAGGCUCAAAGUUGACAUCGUUUCCAGCGAACUCGACCUUUUCAACAGUCUUAUCGAUCUGGUCAGGGCGCUAGACCCAGAGAUACUUGUAGGCUGGGAAAUUCACAACAGCUCGUGGGGCUAUGUCAUCGAACGAGCACUUCGAGAGCUGGAUUUUGAGCUCAUUGCUGAGCUAGGUAGGGUCAAUACCGGCUCGACUGGCAUCAAGGGCGACAAGUGGGGCUACACGCAAUCAUCAGCGAUGAGAGUGACGGGCAGACAUCUGCUGAACAUUUGGAGACUGAUGCGCGGCGAAUUGACUCUUGGCCAGUACACGUUUGAGAACGUCGUCUUUCAAUUGUUGAGAAGGCGAACGCCUAGAUUUGACCAUGCGACUUUAACAAAGUGGUAUAGGUCUGGCGUGCCGCACCUGGUCAGAAAGACGCUGCUGUACUGGAUGGACAGAGUGGAGACGGAUCUGGAAAUCCUGGAAAAUUCGGAGCUCAUUUUCCGCACAGCGGAAUUUGCUCGCAUAUACGGCGUGGACUUUUUUUCCGUCAUCAGCAGGGGUAGUCAAUUCAAGGUGGAGUCGGUCAUGCUUCGCAUUGCGAAGCCGGAAAACUUUAUCCUUCCUAGUCCGAGUCAGCAGCAGGUGGGAGAACAAAAUGCGGCGGAGGAUCUUCCUCUCGUGAUGGAACCUCAAAGCGCCUUUUAUAAAGGGCCGCUUGUAGUGCUAGACUUUCAAAGUCUUUAUCCUAGCAUCAUGAUAGCGUACAACAUCUGCUACUCGACGUGCUUGGGCAGAGUUAACAAGUUCAAAGACACUUGGAAGCUUGGCUUUACCGAGUAUGCACCACCCGACGGUCUGCUUUCGCUGCUGAUCGAGGAUUGCUUUGUGUCUCCUAAUGGACUGGUGUACGCCAAGCCACACUUGCGCAAGAGUCUACUUGCGAAGAUGCUGACCGAGAUCCUGGACACGCGCGUCAUGGUCAAAGGUAGUAUGAAGGGCUCCAAAGAUCGAGCAUUCAAGCGGCUCCAGAAUGCUCGGCAGCUGUCCCUCAAGCUCCUCGCCAAUGUGACUUAUGGCUACACAAGCGCCACAUUCUCUGGGCGCAUGCCAUGUGUCGAGGUAGCGGACAGCAUCGUGCAGUACGGCCGAGAAACCCUGGAGAGGGCCAUCACUACCAUUCAUGCAACGGCAGAAUGGGGUGCCCAGGUAGUGUAUGGGGACACGGACAGUCUGUUCAUAUACCUUCCUGGGCGCAGCAAGGACGAUGCAUUUCGUGUAGGAAACGCGAUGGCCGAGACCAUCUCUGCCGACAAUCCUGCUCCUGUCAAGCUCAAGUUUGAAAAGGUCUACCUGCCGUGUCUUCUCAUGGCAAAGAAACGCUAUGUUGGCUUCAUGUACGAGACGCCAAAUCAAGAAGAGCCUGCCUUCAACGCCAAGGGCAUCGAAACCGUCCGUCGGGAUGGCUUUCCAGCGCAGCAGAGAAUGGUCGAAGCUUGCAUUCGCAUCUUGUUCCGCACGCAGGAUCUGUCUCUCAUCAAAUCCUACUGCCAGAGACAGUGGAGAAAGAUCAUGGAAGGCCUGGUCCCCUUUCAAGACUUCAUCAUCGCGAAAGAGGUUCGGCUGGGCACAUACAGCGAGAAAGGCGUUCCGCCGCCUGGUGCGGCGAUCGCUACCAGGCGGCUCAUGAUGGACAGACGCAAUGAGCCCCAGCAUGCCGAGCGUGUUCCGUACAUUAUAAGCCAGGGUCAACCCAGAGCGAAGCUGAACGACCAAGCCGUUUCGCCUGAACAGAUGCUCGAGAAUCCCGCACUACGCAUCAACGCAACGUACUACAUUGAGCGUGGUCUGCUGCCUCCGUUGGAGAGAAUCUUCAACUUGAUGGGCGCCGACGUCUGGUCCUGGUACAGAGAGAUGCCAAGAGUGGUGCAGAGCAACAGCCUUCAUUUUGGACUUGCUGGGCCACCAUCUCCAGCAGAGUCGAAUGCCGUCAAAGGCAAGGAUGUGGGCCUCAAAGCGUCCUCGGACUUGCCAAUGGCUGGCAGAAUGACGCUGACGGAUCACUAUCGAUCUGAUCAUUGUCUCGUCUGCGGACACAAGACCGAGCAGGGCGUGUGCAUCGAUUGUCGUCAAUCACCUCGCGACGCGCUCUCCAUGCUCUUGACGGACGUAUCGCGCAGCACGUGCCGUCUGAUCAGCAUCAUGCGAGUAUGCGCUUCGUGCGCCUCUACCACUGGUCAAUCCUCCUCCUCCUCCUCCUCCUUCGCCGCAUCCCUCGACACGCCCGCACACCCACAAAGCAGCAGCAGCAGCAGGCACAAUUGCCACAAUCACAAUCACCCUCCUCCUCCUCCCUGCCUAUCCGUCGAUUGUCCGGUACUGUACGAGCGCGUCGGAGCUAAAAGAGACUUGGAUAGGGCUGCUAGGAUUCAACAAUACGUAGAGGUGAUGCUCGAACAGUGAAAGCUGUCCUAUUUUCCCACAACCCGCACAACCCCGCAAAUCCUAGCAGACCGAAUGUGUGUAUAGUAGUCGAAUCGCCUUUUGCAUUUCAUGCUGCUGCUGUCACAG
Ceraceosorus guamensis is the source of this 5805-nucleotide messenger RNA. RefSeq lists its product as hypothetical. The coding region runs from base 238 to 5697 and encodes 1819 amino acids. Gene Ontology annotation, biological process: double-strand break repair via homologous recombination; error-prone translesion synthesis. Gene Ontology annotation, cellular component: nucleus; zeta DNA polymerase complex. NCBI's taxonomy places the organism in Eukaryota, Fungi, Basidiomycota, Exobasidiomycetes, Ceraceosorales, Ceraceosoraceae. Gene Ontology annotation, molecular function: DNA-directed DNA polymerase activity; DNA binding; nucleotide binding. The transcript has 7 exons. The record is from RefSeq and is a predicted model, not a curated record.